AUGGCCGCCGUUGGCGGCGGCACGAGCGGAGCGGCGGGCCCCCCCGGUUCCUCUGCAAAUGUGGAGGCCCAGUGUGCAGGUGUCUUGGAGGAUAAUACCCGUUUGUCAACAACCAGUCAAGGAUAUGUUUUACCAGAAGGAAAAAUCAUGCCAAACACAGUCUUUGUUGGUGGAAUUGAUAUAAGGAUGAAUGAAGCAGAAAUUCGGAGUUUCUUUGAACGAUACGGUACUGUGAAAGAGGUGAAAAUAAUCACUGACAGAACUGGUGUUUCCAAAGGGUAUGGAUUUGUAUCUUUCCUGGACAACGUGGAUGUUCAAAAAAUAGUAGAAUCACAAAUCAACUUCCAUGGCAAAAAGCUGAAACUGGGGCCAGCGAUUAGAAAGCAACAAAACUUGUGUUCUUAUGUGCAUCCCAGACCAUUAGUCUUCAAUCCUCCUGCACCACAGUUCCAUAGUGUAUGGGGUAAUCAAAAUACAGAGACAUACAUGCAGCCUCCAGCUGUAAUGAGCCCAGUAACACAGUAUGUUCAGACAUAUCCAUACAGUUCGCCAGCUUUAUUGAUACAGCAGCAAGUUCCUGUAGGAUAUCAGCCAGCCUACAACUACCAGGUUCAACCACAAUGGCUUGCUGGGGAGCAAAGAAAUUAUGUUAUGCCUCCGGUUUAUACUUCAGUAAGCUAUCACUGCACUGAGGAUCCAGAAUUUAUACAGACAGAAUGUGCUGUUCCAGAGCCCACGCAGUCGUCUACUAACAGUCCACAAAAGAAGUCUGUGGACAGGAGCAUACAAACAGUAGUAUCCUGUCUGUUUAAUCCUGAGAACCGUCUGAGGAACACCUUUGUAUCACAGGAAGACUACUUUAAGGAGAGGAAGGCGCAUCACUUCAGAAAAGGAAGAGCAGUACUCAAAAGUGUUUGA
Messenger RNA from Aptenodytes forsteri (emperor penguin), 918 nucleotides. It is a transcript of the gene DAZL, whose product is annotated as deleted in azoospermia like. The transcript is spliced from 11 exons. Gene Ontology annotation, molecular function: protein binding; mRNA 3'-UTR binding. Bases 1 to 918 code for a protein of 305 amino acids. The record is from RefSeq and is a predicted model, not a curated record. Lineage: Eukaryota; Metazoa; Chordata; Aves; Sphenisciformes; Spheniscidae.